Lacerta agilis (Sand lizard) is the source of this 2486-nucleotide messenger RNA. It is a transcript of the gene TLR2, whose product is annotated as toll like receptor 2. Gene Ontology annotation, biological process: inflammatory response; toll-like receptor signaling pathway; immune response. Gene Ontology annotation, cellular component: membrane. Gene Ontology annotation, molecular function: triacyl lipopeptide binding; transmembrane signaling receptor activity; protein binding. Lineage: Eukaryota; Metazoa; Chordata; Lepidosauria; Squamata; Lacertidae. The record is from RefSeq and is a predicted model, not a curated record.
AUGUUUGAGCAAGUCUGGCACCUGUGGUUCAUCUCUGCUCUUGGAGCUGUGGGUCUCUCUGCCCAGCAGAUCAGCCCGUUUUGCGAUGCCACUCUCUUUUGCAACUAUUCUUCAAGGGCUUUACGUGCAGUUCCUUCUGGGCUAGCAGAUGAUAUUGUGAAACUGGAUUUGUCCUCCAACAGUAUAGAGCACAUCAGGGAAGAGGAUCUGAAGUUUUCCGUCAGUCUGAAAACUCUUUUGCUCCAAUCUACGAUUCGGACAAUUGAUGGGAAGGCCUUCCGCUCCCUUGUAAAGCUGGAAUACUUGGAUUUAUCAAAGAACAAACUGUCUCACUUGUCGCUCUGGUUCAGGCCCCUUUCUUCCUUACAAGUGAACCUAAUAGGUAACUGCUACCAGAUUCUCGGGACUCCACUGUUUUCUGAAUUGUCAAAACUGAGGUACCUGCACUUUGGAAAUGACAACUUCUCUGCUUUACAGAUACAAGACUUGGAAGGAAUUUCUCUUGAAGAACUGGAAAUUGAAGGACACAACCUCAAACAAUAUGUAGCAGGAACUCUGAAACAAUUAAUGAUAAAUCACAUUAUGUUGAAUAUUCCCCCCAAUGCCACUUUAGCUGCAAUUAUAUAUGAUGUUACAGAUUCUGUGGGUGUGUCUGAACUGAGAAUAUACAAAUCCUUGAUAUGCCGCCCAUUCCUAUUCUGGCCCAGUGCUGCUUACAGCUGUCAGAAAGUUAUCCUUAGAAAUGUUGAACUUUCGGAUAUGUCUGUCGUUCAGAUUGCACCCAUAUUUGCCCAUAUGAAACAAAUGCAAGAGAUAGAGAUAGUAGAUUGCAAGUUUGAAGGUACUGGGCACUUGAUGGUGUUCCGUACUCCAGCUUCCCUGCAAGUGAUAACAGUCAGAAAUUUGACAAUUACCAAGUUUUAUUCCUUUUCAGAUCUUUCUUCUGUGACGUCUCUUGUGAGGAACUUUACCAGACUUACACUUGAGAAUGCAUUUGUUUAUCUGGUGCCCUGUGAUCUUGCAAGGCACUUCCAUUCCAUCGUGUAUCUUGAUUUCAGUGGGAAUUUGUUGCUAGAUCAUUUGAAAAAAUCAUUGUGUGUGAAUGCCUGGCCUAGAUUACAAAUAAAUGUCAGUCGAAAUUCUUUGAAGCAGUUUUCAGUAGUAGCAGAAAGUGUAGCUCUUAGACGGCAUCUUAUUAACUUGGAUAUAAGUCAAAAUAACUUUGAAGAAAUGCCAGCCUGUGUGUUUGCCAGAAGUCUGAAAUUUUUAAAUAUAUCUGGCUGUAAAUUAAAAAUGCUCACAAACUGCAUUCCUCGAAGUCUCGAAGUACUGGAUGUUAGCCAUAAUAACCUCAAAGACUUCAGACUGAGCCUGCCUGACCUGCAGGAGCUUUACAUCAAAGACAACAGACUGACAACCCUACCGGAUGCUGCCUCAAUUCCUAGUGUUAGAAUCAUAAAUAUUAGACAAAACCAAAUAUUUGACUUCAAUGAGCAGCAACUUGUCAAAUUUGCAAAAAUCGACAAAUUGGAUGCACGUUACAAACAGUUUCCGCUGCUCGUGUGAAUUGUAUCCUUCACGCAGUCGCAACAAGGACCAUCUAAUGUCUUUGUUGCAUGGCCAGAAAACUACAUCUGUGACUCUCCGGAGCAUGUAAGAGGGAAGCAAGUGGGAGCUGUUCAGUUUCGGCCCUCUGACUGCCACCUGACUUUGAUGGUGUCCUUAAUCUGCAUCCUGAUGCUGUUGAUCGUAGUGGCGGCGGCUGUUCUUUGCCACAAGCUUCAUGCCAUCUGGUAUAUGCAAAUGACCUGGGCGUGGCUUCAAGCAAAACGCAAGCCCCAGAGAAACCACAAGAAAGAAACCUGCUAUGAUGCCUUUGUUUCCUACAGUGAGCAGGACUCUGAAUGGGUGGAAAACGUCAUGGUGCAGGAGCUGGAGCAAGCUAAUCCCCAUUUAACUCUGCCUCCAUAAAAGGGAUUUACGCCUGGCAAAUGGAUUGUGGACAACAUUAUCGACUCCAUUGAGAAGAGUUCUAAAACCCUGUUCGUGCUGUCGGAGCACUUUGUACAAAGUGAGUGGUGCAAGUACGAACUCGAUUUCUCUCACUUCCGGCUUUUUGAUGAGAACAACGAUGCAGCAAUUCUGAUCCUUCUGGAGCCCAUUCCAGAGAAGACCAUCCCCAAAAGGUUUUGUAAGCUCAGGAAACUAAUGAAUACAAAAACCUACCUUGAGUGGCCAAGGGAUGAAGUUCAAGAGCAAAUAUUUUGGUUUAAUCUGAAAACGGCAAUAAAAUCCUAGGUAAAAUCCUAGCAGAGAUUGUAGGGUACGUAGGGAUGGGAGAAUCUGUGGGUUCCCUUUUUCUCUCAGCUUCUCAUUUUGCCAGCCUUAAGUUUUCCACAUUUUUACAUCAGUUGCACUUAAAAAAAAAAAAAGUCCUUAUGAGAAUUCAGCUAAUUUUUCCUUCAUAUGCACAUUUCUGCAAAACU